Molecule: messenger RNA, 431 nt
Organism: Culex quinquefasciatus (southern house mosquito)
Lineage: Eukaryota; Metazoa; Arthropoda; Insecta; Diptera; Culicidae
Product: histone H3.1-like
Exons: 1
Coding region: 21-431 (136 amino acids)
Cellular component (GO): nucleosome
Molecular function (GO): protein heterodimerization activity; structural constituent of chromatin; DNA binding
Source: RefSeq, a predicted model, not a curated record
UCGGAAGCUGACUAAGGACCAUGGCUCGCACGAAGCAAACCGCUCGCAAGUCCACCGGGGGAAAAGCACCGCGGAAGCAGUUGGCCACGAAGGCAGCUCGCAAGAGUGCGCCGGCCACCGGAGGAGUGAAGAAGCCGCACCGAUUCCGGCCGGGGACCGUGGUGCUGCGCGAGAUUCGCCGCUAUCAGAAGUCGACGGAGUUGUUGCUGCGGGAGCUGCCCUUCCAGCGGUUGGUGCGCGAGGUCGCCCAGGACUUCAAGACGGAUCUGCGGUUCCAGAGUUCGACCGUGAUGGCGCUGCAGGAGGCCUGCGAGGCGUAUCUGGUGGGUCAGUUCGAGGACACGAACCUGUGCGCGAUCCACGCCAAACAUGUCACGAUCAUGCCCAAGGACAUCCAACUAGCUCGUCGCAUUCGCGGCGAGCGCUUCUGA